UGGGUUGUUCUUAUUUCAGAGGUUGUGGUGAGCCCACCAUAUGUGUUUCUUCCAGUGGUGAAGAGUUCGUUGAGGCCUGACUUUCAUGUUGCGGCACAAAACUGCUGGGUCAAGAAGGGUGGCGCCUUCACUGGUGAAGUUAGUGCUGAAAUGCUGGUCAAUCUGGAGGUUCCUUGGGUCAUUCUUGGUCAUUCUGAGAGAAGACUUAUUUUAGGCGAAUCCAAUGAGUUUGUUGCCGAUAAGGUUGCAUAUGCACUAGCUCAAGGUUUGAAGGUGAUUGCUUGUGUUGGUGAGACUCUCGAGCAGCGAGAAUCUGGCUCGACCGUGGAGGUUGUGGCUGCACAAACCAAGGCCAUUGCAGCAAAAGUGUCAGAUUGGACCAAUGUUGUAUUGGCCUAUGAGCCCGUGUGGGCCAUUGGAACUGGCAAAGUUGCAUCUCCAGCUCAG
This is a messenger RNA of Prunus avium (sweet cherry), 447 nucleotides long. Lineage: Eukaryota; Viridiplantae; Streptophyta; Magnoliopsida; Rosales; Rosaceae. The record is from RefSeq and is a predicted model, not a curated record.